AUGGAUCUGGUUCUUUCUGCCCCAAAGACCAUCCUGCUCGCUGUGCAGCUCGCUGCCAAGGCCGAUAUUGACAGCUUGGCCUUCCUGGCAGAGCAGCAGAGCAACAUCCUGCACAAGGAAUUGCUGCUGCGCAUCCUACUUACUUACCUUCCAAAGUCCUUGGAGACCCUCAAAUAUGUCUCGUUCAUAGAAAAGAUCGAAUCCGGCGACUUCACCGACGUACAACCAGCUCAGCUUGACCUUUCAGCCGUCAACAAUCUCACAGAGGAGGAAGCUUCCCGCAGGGUGCGCAAGCUUCGCCUGCAACAGUUGACGUGGCCCAACUCGCCGGAACAGCUUGCAGAUGAUCCUACAUCUUUAUUUCUACUGCGGCGCGCCUAUGCAGUAGAUGAAGAGGCCGGCCUGCUCGAUCAACUGCCCGACCUUCUCGUGCCGUUCCUACAACGCUCCUCCUACAUUAGGCGAUGGCUCGUUUCUAGCCUCCUUCCUCUGCUUCGCCGCAAUGUCGAAUACCACCCCGAAAGCCCGCUAUCACAUACUAUUGCAACCUUUGAACAGUUGCCCGACCGAGAUGCGGUUACCCAGUUGCUCUCCCAAACCGGCAUGCACGAGCCUAACUAUCAGUUCACUGGACGAGAUUUAAAAGGAAUGAUAGGCCCUUGGUUGUUGGAAGAAUCGCGAUGGCCGAAUAGGGAUCCGACUACACCGCAAUCGUCCGUAGGCAAGAGCGACUUCUGCCCUGGAUGGGAGCAGGUUCUCCAGUGGCUCACGUACCAAGCUGCAAAAUCAUGGAAGGUCGCUGUCAGUGCCAUAGAGCAAUGGGACGGGCCUAGUGAACUGGACCUGGGCGGGUACGGGACCAUGUGGCUCGAGGACGCCGAGCAGGAAUACUUGGAGCGAAGAUACGCGCAGGCGGCGAUAGCAUGUGCGUAUCUCAUACCCGACACGUCUGACGAGGCGCUUAGUGGUGCACACAAUAUUGCUGUCAAGAUCAUGAGUCUUCUGGACCAAGAUCCCGCUCCGCCCUUGCACACAUCAGCUUCCUUGUUGUCACCGAUACCCGAACUCGAAGAGACCGAUUUGAUCUCGGUGCAGAACGCAAAACACCUUCGGAAUGAUCUUCUUAAGGACGACAACACUUUGACGUCACCAACCCCCCAAUCCCUUCAACUUCUCCAUGGCUUGGUAUUGAGUGCGUUUCUCAUAACAAGACUUGGUGUUCCUUGCACUGUGAGGAGGGCCGGCGAGCUCGUUCUGCUCCAGGACGAGCGUGAGCAGAGGUCUGCUGCUAUUCAACUCAUCAAGCAUAUCACACAUAACACACAGAAAACCGAUGACAAACAUUGGAUACAGAUGAGGAAUGAGAUAUUAUGGCUGCGCGACUGGGGUGCCGAAGAAAGAGCAGAAACCUCACAAUGUCUUGGUGUAUUUGGGCAAGUGAAGAAAGAGUAUCUAGAGGUCGAAUUUCUGAAAGCUCUUCUGGCAAACACUCGGUACACCCUUGCAAAGACGCUCUACGAAGACUCGACAGACGCUCCGCUGCCGAGCAAGGUUAUCCAGGAUACUGUAUAUGCGGCAGCACUCAAUGCUUACGACAAUGCGUCAAACCCGAACCGCACCAGGGGCGGCGUGAAAAAGUGCAAUGAUAUACUACACUCCUUCCCACGAACUGUAGAUCGGUCACUCGUAGCCACCCAGAGGAUAGAGGCAUUGCUGAAAGCAACACACACAUUGAGCAAUUAUCGCCUUGUGCUGAAGAAAGGCGAGCCGUUCACACCAGUCGUUCUGCGGGUGCACUCAGAUCCAAUCUCGAUCAUUGGGAAGGUCUUGGAACAGAAUGCCGGAAGCUAUACAAAGAUCCAGGAGUUCUUGGACUUGGGAGCCAACAUGGUCGAGGCCGGACUGACGGUCAAGGACCAGAGCGGUCAUUCUACCUUGACCGCUGAGCAGGAACCGGAGCAGCGCGUGAUCUCUGAACGGAGAGUCACCGCCAUGUGUGUCGAUGCAGCCCUUGAGGAAGACGACUUUGAGACGGCAUACUCAUACAUUGUGAAUCGCAUUGCCGAGUUGCCAUCGUCCACUCAGAGCAGCAGGUCCACACUGGCAAGCCACAUCCAAGAUGAGUGGUCGUGGAAAGCGGCAUUACAGGCCGGCAAGUACCGGCGGACGGAAAGGACUGUUCGGCCGACACAUCUUGGGACCACGAGUGGUAAUCCAGAGGUCCGGCACCUGGAGCAGCGUAUCGAAUGUCUUGCUACAGCAUUACGAAUUGCCCCGGCUGCGACUCUCCAGGAGAUACUUAAUUCAUAUCGUCGUUGCGAAGAGGAGCUCGACGCUGCCGCGAAAGCGGAGUCUGAGCAAGAGAAUGCAUGGGAUGACGCUGCCGAUCGUCAGGCGAUGCCUGGCACGUUCGGGACCAGUCCCGGCCCGGCUGGUGUGUUGACAGGACGCGCAGCAGCAGCAAGUGGCUCAUCAGGAGGCCGCCAACAGUUGCAUAAUGCCGAGGAGGCGCCUCUGUCGCUGUUCGACCUGUCUCGAGCGACAGCACGUCUGGCAUCGAGGAAUUUUGCUGCACUAUCCAGUCUGCAACAGUCAGGACAGACGAGAUCCGGAGAACAACCCGGCGCUUCUCACCAAGGAGGUCUUGCUUCUGGUGAUGACGACAGCGAGCACCACCAGCGGGUGAGGAAGAGAGAUCAGUUGCGGGAUGCUGCGAUGGGAACUCUGGUAUCGGGUGUGGGCUGGCUUGUCGGUGCUCAGCCUGCGGACAGAGGCCAGGAACGAGAAUAA
Messenger RNA from Thyridium curvatum, 2790 nucleotides. RefSeq lists its product as uncharacterized. Gene Ontology annotation, biological process: retrograde vesicle-mediated transport, Golgi to endoplasmic reticulum. NCBI's taxonomy places the organism in Eukaryota, Fungi, Ascomycota, Sordariomycetes, Thyridiales, Thyridiaceae. The transcript is spliced from 3 exons. The record is from RefSeq and is a predicted model, not a curated record. The coding region runs from base 1 to 2790 and encodes 929 amino acids.